This is a messenger RNA of Suillus plorans, 816 nucleotides long. RefSeq lists its product as uncharacterized. Lineage: Eukaryota; Fungi; Basidiomycota; Agaricomycetes; Boletales; Suillaceae. The record is from RefSeq and is a predicted model, not a curated record. The coding region runs from base 1 to 816 and encodes 271 amino acids. The transcript has 6 exons.
AUGUCUCAAGACUCACCGUUGGCUACACGGCCUCCUUUGCGGCGCCGGGCUCACCCAGUCCUAUUCACCAUCACCCUCGUCCUGUUCAUCUUUUUCAGUUCAUCAACCUUAACCUUCCUAUCUUCCGCGUUCUCUCAAUCCGAUUCAUACGAGCUCGACCAUCGCUCCGAAAUUCUUGCCAAAUGUGCCUAUACACAUGCAACACCCGGGCCUCCACCCCAUUUCCAUGCACGGACACAGAGUUUCCGCUACGCAGAGAACACGAAGCCUGCAGCGCAGAAUGACUCCUCUGUUGCAGUUCGACGUCGUAGGGGUCCCUUCCCACACAACUCUCUCUUCUCAUCUUCACGCAUCAAACAGUUCGACAUCCACACCAAACCCUUUGAAUCGCUAGCCGUUGCUCCCAAUGGCACCAAAUUGCAGGAGACCAUCCCAAACUCUCCAUCACCAGAUGAUGAACUUCCGCCGAGAUUCUUUGAUAGUGUCGACACAAAUUAUCCACCCCGCCGCUCCAACUACCUCCCAUACAGUGUGCUACAGCAAUCUGCACAACAGUCUCGCGUUAUGGCAUUAUUAAAUCGUCUACCAUUUAGCAGGCAAGCACAGCAAGCACGCCCGUCAGCCGAACGUCUUCGCUACCCCCAAAAGAUCACGCAGCUCCUUCAGCAACACCUUCAUCUCCGUCGGCCGAUACCCAGUCCGAGCCAGCCAGUCAAUGUCGCAGCUGCACAUGGUAACGAGCGCGUCAUUGCUGAUGGCAGACUGAGGAUGCCUCCUAAAUGGGACUUGGAGCCCUUACGGUCAUCACCAGAAUAA